Molecule: messenger RNA, 639 nt
Organism: Cataglyphis hispanica
Lineage: Eukaryota; Metazoa; Arthropoda; Insecta; Hymenoptera; Formicidae
Gene: Pomp
Product: proteasome maturation protein
Exons: 5
Coding region: 111-539 (142 amino acids)
Biological process (GO): proteasome assembly
Cellular component (GO): nucleus; cytoplasm
Source: RefSeq, a predicted model, not a curated record
AUUCUUGAUACAAUAUAUUCGCAGAUUCGUGACCAUUCGUAAAGGUCCUUUCUUUUUCUCGAAUCGUUUUGUCAGUUUGUGUUGUCGUACGUGAAUUUUCAAGCGAUAAAAUGAGUUUCGGCUUGCCAUCAAUCAUACCUAAGCCUACUGUACCUGAGCAAUUUGAAAUUAAAGGAGACACUAAUUAUGAUGUACCUAAUCCUAUGAUAUCAGGUUUGACGGCAACGAGACAGAAUGUUGGUUAUGCACAUCCCUUGGAAGCUUCGGAAAGAAAUUAUGUGAAAAAUCAAGAUCGAAUGAACAUGAUACUGCUUAGAAACACACAAGGAUUACAUGCACCAUUGCGUAUAGCGAUGGAAUUGAAAGCCACUGAAAAGAUUGGAAGACUUCCAUUUCUACCAUCAUCUAACAUGAUGCGGGAUGUCUUGCUUGGACGAGAUCAAGAUAUAGGAUUUGAAGAUAUUUUCAAUAUCCCAGAAUUCAGAGAACAAAUGGGACAGCCACAUGCUGUUGUAGAAAAUCAUCUUGGAAUAUUAUAAAAAUUAAGCAUCUAAAAAUUGCAUUUUCUAGUUUAAAAUGCAAAUUAAUAUAGAAUUAAUAAUAAGAAUUAUUAAUAAACAUUACUUUUUAUAAGUUAAA